This is a messenger RNA of Chlorella variabilis, 411 nucleotides long. RefSeq lists its product as hypothetical. Lineage: Eukaryota; Viridiplantae; Chlorophyta; Trebouxiophyceae; Chlorellales; Chlorellaceae. The record is from RefSeq and is a predicted model, not a curated record. Gene Ontology annotation, cellular component: ribosome. The coding region runs from base 1 to 411 and encodes 136 amino acids. The transcript is spliced from 4 exons. Gene Ontology annotation, biological process: translation. Gene Ontology annotation, molecular function: structural constituent of ribosome.
AUGCAGGCCCAGACAGUGCGGGCCUUCAAGGCCACGGUUAUGGCACCCACCAGGGUGACCGUGCCUCGCACGCAGCGCGUGGCCACCCUCCGCAGCAGCCGCCCUGCUCAGCUUCAAAGCGAGUUCUUGGCGCCGGUGGCGGCCAUCAAGGGCCUGUGCGCCUCUUUCGCACAGAUGGUCCUUGGCGCGGCGUCGCGGCUGUCGCAGGCGGGCCGCAGUGGCCUGCUGGUGGAGUGCAACAACAAGAAGGGCCUGGGCGUGACCCUGCGCGGCACCCGGCGGAAGCGGGCCCGCGUGAGCGGCUUCCGCGCCCGCAUGGCCACCCCCGCCGGGCGCCGGGUGCUGGCUGCCCGCCGCAAGAAGUGCCGCAAGACGCUGGUGCCCGCCUUGGUCCCCAAGCGCAAGAUGUGA